Messenger RNA from Ipomoea triloba (trilobed morning glory), 2166 nucleotides. RefSeq lists its product as uncharacterized. The transcript is spliced from 3 exons. The record is from RefSeq and is a predicted model, not a curated record. NCBI's taxonomy places the organism in Eukaryota, Viridiplantae, Streptophyta, Magnoliopsida, Solanales, Convolvulaceae. The coding region runs from base 1 to 2166 and encodes 721 amino acids.
AUGGCUACUGGAAGGCCAGAACUAGGAUCUAUCUUCAGGCAUAAGACUCAAGAAGAUAAAUCUGAAAUUCUGACUCUAGUCGAGCAAUGGACUGUUGAAGAAAUCACUGACAGCGACAACAACAACAAGGCACUCAAUACUAUUACUGGGUCACUCGAUGAGGGCGAAUUUGGUCUAAUCGCUGGAUGCAGCUCUGCAAAAGAUGCAUGGGAGAUACUGGAAAAACUCUAUGAAGGAGAUUCGUCUGUCAAACAAACUAAGAUGCAGCAAGUUCACACCAGAUUUGAGGAACUGCGUAUGAAAGAUGAAGAAACCAUAGUCGAAUUCAACGCUAGGGUUCAAGAAUUGAAGAAUGAAGCUGCCGUACUGGGUGAGCCGUUUUCAUCGGAUAAACUGGUUAGAAAAAUUCUUCGAUCCUUGCCGGUACGUUUCAGAAUGAAAGUUACUGCAAUUCAGGAAAGUGUAGGCUGGGAAAAGAAAUCUGUUGCUGAAUUGAUGAGCAAUCUGAGGACAUAUGAGAUGGACAUCCUAUCUCAAGAAAAUAGUUCCAAAAAGUGGAAGAAUGUGGCCUUUAUUGCUGAAGGAUGUGACUCAGAUGAAGAAAUCGAAGAAUUGGAUGAUGAAGCUGUGGCAAUGAUCACCAGAAACUUCACCAAGAUCCUAAAACAGAUAAAUCGUAGAAACAGAGGAGGUAAGAAUCAAACAAACAGAUCAAACAGUUCUUCCUCACCUUCAUCAAAUUCAUAUAAAUCUGUUGGAAAAUCAUCAAAUUCGAACUACAUGAAGAACUCCGGUCAGACAAAUCAAUCUGGACAAUAUGCAAAUCAGUCACGACCUAAUCAAUGGCAACAGGGUCCUAAUCAAUGGCAACAGGGUGAAAGUAAAAACAAGAAUAAAGGAAUUCAGUGCAGAGAAUUUGAAGGUUUUGGACAUAUCCAGGUAGAAUGUGCCACUUAUCUCAAAAGAAAGAAAUCCAUGAAAGUUACCACCUGGAGUGAUGAAGAAUGCUCAAAAGAAACGCAAGAUGAAGAUGAAGAAAUUUCAGGGAACUUUGUAGCAUUCACUAUUGCUGUGACUGAACCCCAGUCCGAAUUGGAUUGUUACUCAGAUCAGGAAGACGUAGACAAGGUGUCCUAUGAAGAACUUGAACAAUCUUACGUUCAACUGUACAAGAAAUGGGAGAUUCUCUUGAAAACUCACACGACAACCAAUUCCAAGAAUGAAUUCCUGCAAAAGAUCAUUGAAUCACUGAAGAAACUAGUUGCUGACAAGGAUGCUGAACUAGUUGAGUCCAGAUCUCAAGUGAAGAUGCUAUCAACUAAAUUGGAAGCUCUAAAAAGGCAAAUUCAAAUGAUGAACACAACAUCAACUCUAAAUCAGAUACUUGACUCUGGCACAAGUAUUGGGAUAAGGACAGAUGCGAAUCAGAGAAACCUCAGAAAAUAUAUUCCGACAUGUCACUACUGCAACAAGAAAGGGCAUACAAGACCAGAAUGCUAUAAGUUUUACAAUGAUCAAAGAACAGAAAAAUUUCAGAAGAAAUGGAUCACCCCUGUCUGUCGACAAAUCUGGGUAAGAAAGUCAGAUCUAGUCUGUUAUUCUAUGCAUCUGGAAAAAGAACAGGGAAAAUGGUAUUUUGACAGCGGUUGUUCUAGACAUAUGACCGGUAACAAAGAGUAUCUUAGGAAUGUGAUACCGUAUACUGGACAAGUAACCUUUGGUGACGGAAUCAAAGGUGAUAUUAUGGGAAUCGGUAUUCUCAAUUUAGCUGGGCUGCCCUCCCUAUCAAAAGUUCUACUGGUGCACGGUCUAAAAGUAAAUCUGAUAAGCAUCAGUCAAUUGUGCGACCAAAAACACAACGUGGGAUUCACUAAAUAUCGAUGCAUUGUCAAGGAUCAAGAAAACAAAACUAUCAUGGAAGGUACAAGAUCCUCUGAUAAUUGUUAUACUUUAUCUACUGAUCUUUUGUGUUGCAGAACUACUAUUGACAAUACAGGGCUAUGGCAUCAAAGACUUGGACAUAUGAACUAUCAAGACAUGAAUCAACUCAUAAGCCAUGAAUGUGUAAGGGGCAUACCCAAGUUCAAAGUCAAGGAAACUGGCAUUUGCGGCCAUGUCAACUUGGAAAACAAACUAGAGCUCCUCACAAAUUCUAUAACCACAUAG